This is a messenger RNA of Neocloeon triangulifer, 3371 nucleotides long. RefSeq names its product NPC intracellular cholesterol transporter 1-like. Gene Ontology annotation, cellular component: membrane. Lineage: Eukaryota; Metazoa; Arthropoda; Insecta; Ephemeroptera; Baetidae. The transcript has 14 exons. Bases 202 to 3105 code for a protein of 967 amino acids. The record is from RefSeq and is a predicted model, not a curated record.
GAGUGGGAAGCAGACAAGGUCGCGGUGCCCACGUGAGCGCGUUCGUACGCAUUGGCAGCUCCUCUGGUCACAGACGGACCAGUUCGAAUCGUGGCUCGCGAGCGAAAUGUGCUCCGCCACCUCGCACCGCCGCUUCUGACCUGCGACACGCACCCUGGCCCAGUCGAUCAGAUGACCUGAAACCUGCACCCGGCCAGCAGCAUGGAGGAGCAGCCGCAGAAGGAACUGGGCAUUUUGCACCGCAUCAGCACCGCCAUCGUCAACUACCUCGAAGCCAUGUUCUACAGGAGAGGCUUCGACAUCGCGACUCGUCCACGGCGACACGUGGCCAUCUGCGUGCUGCUGACGGUGCUUUGCUCCUUCGGGUUCUUCCGCUUCCGGCAGGAGCAGCAGCCGGUCAAACUGUGGCUGCCUCGCAAUUCCAAUUUCGUGCGAGACUUCAACUGGCUCAUGGAGAACUACGGCGAAUUCUAUCGCAUUCAGUCCGUCAUCAUCACCGCCGACGACGUCCUCCAGCCGGAUGUCAUUUUGCAGUUGGAAGAGAUCCAUAGCAAAGUGAAGGGAAUCUCAGUGAACGGCGUCCAGUGGUCCGACAUCUGCUUCAAGAUUCCGGCGCUGACUCUGUCGUCUCGACGACGCAGAAGAGAUCUGAACCAACUCUACGACAGUCUGCCGCCCAAGUACAAAAGUGAUCCGAGCGUGGCCCUCGGCGACUCAAUUUACUGCGCCUUCAUUCAGGCUCUGGACAGGAAGUGCCUCGAGAGGACGCUUUUGGAUCUCUGGAGUUACGAUCGCUCUAUAAUUCAGACGCUCACCAAAGACAAAAUUAUUGAAACGCUCAACAAAACAUCAGUCAGCCCUGUUUUUGGGCACCCUAUGGAAUACGUGCCCCUGUUGGGUGGUGUGGAAAGAAACGCCUCAGGGAUGAUCGUCUCCGCCAAGUCCCUGCUCACUUUUUGGGUCGUGCACGUCAACUUUUCCAACGUCGACUACGAGAAAAGCGGCAACCUGGCCGGCACAGGAGAUUUAGGUGACGCAAAAAGCCUUGAGUGGGAGAUCGAGUUUUCCAAUGUGAUGAACGUGAUUGCGGCCAACGUGACCGAUAUGAACGUUUUUUACACUUCUGGGAGAAGUUUUUCAGACAUCAGCAACAACGCGAUGUUUCAGGACAUUGAAAAACUUCUGAUGGGCGGCAUGCUAAUGUUUGUCUACAUCCAACUUCAACUUUCAAAAUGCAACUGGGUUGAAUUAAGGUUGUAUUUGGGUAUGGCUGGAAUGUUGAGCAUAGUUCUUGCCCUCAUCGUCUCCUACGGCUUCUGUUCAAUGCUCGGAAUCUUCUUUGGACCCGUGCACCACUCGCUGCCCUUUUUGCUGCUUGGCAUAGGGGUUGACGACAUGUUUAUCAUCAUGCAAAACUUCUUCAAUCUGUCCCCCGCUGAGAAAAUCAAGCCCCUGCCUGAGAAGAUUGGGCUGAUGAUGCAGCACGCCGGAGCCUCCAUCACCGUUACUUCACUUACAGAUUUCGUCGCGUUUGCCAUUGGUUCUGCAACGAUCCUGCCUUGCUUGCAAUCAUUUUGCCUGUACGCAGCGGUCGGCAUAUUGGCCACCUAUUUUUUCCAGUCGACCUUUUUCGUGGCGUGUCUGACUUGGGACGAGCGGAGAAUCGAACAGAAGCGAAACGGGGUCGCCUUCUGCAUCAAACAUGAGAGCUUCGAGCCCAACAUUUACCACCGGAAGCAAAUUUCAAAGACCAUCUUCGGUUCUCUGUACGCCAAUUACAUUCUCACCACGCCAGGAAAGGUACUGGUUUUGCUGGCGACUCUUGGUGUGACCGGCAUCAGCGUUUGGGGCAAUUUGCAUCUUCGACAGGAGUUUGACCAAAUGUGGUUCAUUCCAAAGAAUACGCAUCUCGCAAAUUUCAGCGAGGCCAAAACGCAUUAUUAUCCAGAGGACGGCCAGGAGGCGGCCGUUUACAUGGGCCGACUCAACUACUCAGUCGAGUUUCGCCGAAUACAAAAACUAGUCAACGAAUUUCGCAAGCAGGACGACAUCCUUCAUGAUGUGAAAGCCUGGUCGGACGAGUUUCACAAAUAUGUCAACGACAAUUACCACAUAAAUUUGCAGAAACAAAUUUUGUCUGACGCUGAAUUUUCGAGAUAUAUUUCAAAGUUCCUCUACAGCCCUACUGGUGCUAUUUUUGAAAAAGACUUUCGAUUUGACGGGAAAUUGACUUGCGGCCAGCCAGCACCGCCUGUUGUGCUUUCAAGUUUUGAGUUUAAGUUCAGAAUAUUCAGCGGAUCUGAGGAGCACAUCCCUGCCUUGAGGCGAGUGCGAAAUCUCACCGAGUUGGCCAAUUUCAAAACAGGCGACAAAUUUGUCACUGUGUGGGGAAAGAUUUUCGCCAACUGGGUUACAGAUGAGGUCAUUGACGCAGAAAUGUACCGCAACCUGGCGCUAGCUAUGUUCUGCGUCAUGAUCAGCACCUUCAUUCUGAUCGCCAACGUCCGAACCUGUCUCUUGGUGCUGCUCUGUGUGGUCCUCACUUUGAUCGACGUUGGAGGGAUGAUGUUUUUCUGGGGAAUGACCAUCGACAUUGUCUCCUGCGUUGGUCUCGUGCUGGCCGUCGGCCUGUGCGUCGAUUACGCUGCCCACAUCGGCCUCACUUUCAUGACCUACGUGGGAUCCAAAAACCACCGAGCGCUCAGGACCAUCCGAGAAACUGGCCCAGCCGUCUGGAACGGUGGAAUCAGCACCCUCUUGGCGCUCUCGGUCCUUGCCGACUCAGACGCUCACGUUUUUAUUGCAUUUUUCAAGAUUUUCCUGCUGGUCGUCGUGUUUGGCCUUUUCAAUGGCAUCGUCCUCCUGCCAGUCUUGUUGAGCCUGAUUGGUCCCAAGCCGUACCACACAGCCGGCGAGGACGGCACGGAGAGGCGGCCGAAAAUAUACACGCCGCGCAAAGAGACCAACACAAGCCCUCAGGACACGGUCAACGGCGCCGCCAUAAAGUUCAUAAACCCCAAAGUGGUGGUGCAAAACGCGCAGGGCCAAGAAGUGGCUCUCGAGCUGCUUGACAAGUCCACCAGCACCAACGACGUGGGCAAUUAGUGCUAGAGUGACGUGAAGGGAUUGCAAAAAUUUUGUGAAAACUUUCCCAACUAGACGCACAUGCAGCACAAAUUCAAAGAGACUAAAAAUAAGUGCGGCAACUUUAUCCACCAUUGACAGCAUAAUGAUGAUCGAUAUAUAUGUGUUAUUUAUUUUUGUAAAAAGUUAAAUCCAUAAAAUUUCAAUGGACAUUGAUGUAAAGUGCACCAAUACGGCAAAAAAAAAUAUAUGUAUAAAACAAAAUUUGUGACUAAAAUUUGCUUUAA